Messenger RNA from Abrus precatorius (Indian licorice), 411 nucleotides. Its product is annotated as putative UPF0481 protein At3g02645. The coding region runs from base 1 to 411 and encodes 136 amino acids. NCBI's taxonomy places the organism in Eukaryota, Viridiplantae, Streptophyta, Magnoliopsida, Fabales, Fabaceae. The transcript has a single exon. The record is from RefSeq and is a predicted model, not a curated record.
AUGUGUCCAGAUGUUCGUUACAACUAUGAAUGUUGCUCAUUCUUUUCCUUCAUGGAUUCAUUGAUUGACACUGCCGAGGAUGUGAAAGAGCUUAGAUUAGCUGGUGUGUUUCAAAACUUGCUUGGAACCGACGAAGACUUGGCCAAGCUCUUUAAUGAAUUGGGGGAUGAUUUGCCAACUAAAAUGUGCUGCGACAAAUUCUACACUCUUGCAGUGGCCUACAGCAAGAAAUAUAUUUUGGUGAAGGAGCAAAUUGAAAAGCAUUACAGCAAUAAAUGGAAGACAUCGUUGGCUCAAGUUUACAAUACUCAUUUCAAUACCCCUUGGGCCAUGAUUGCCUUUUUGGCUGCAUUACUAGCAUUACUUCUCACUUUAAUCCAAACCUGGUUCGCCAUAUUUCCUAAAAAAUGA